Molecule: messenger RNA, 1380 nt
Organism: Phaedon cochleariae (mustard beetle)
Lineage: Eukaryota; Metazoa; Arthropoda; Insecta; Coleoptera; Chrysomelidae
Source: the annotation of a GenBank genome assembly
AUGACUUUAGCGACUUGCGCCAAAGACAUAAAGUUCUAUAAAUGGCCAGACAUCUGCUACGUCGGCACCUACGAAUCUCCAGCCGACUGCAUGACCAUCCGCAGCAUAUCCUGGUCCUGCGACGGCAAAGAACUUCUAGCGGUGAAAAGCAAGGGCAACCCUGUCAUCCUAAGUGCCCCGACCAGACCGGAACAGUACGUGGAGGCCUACGACUGCAGCUACGCCAAUAGAGCCACCGUCGCGACUUUCUCCACAGCCGACCCCGAUGUAGUAGCCUUCGGCACCGAGGAAGGAGGAGUGUAUAUUUACAACGUGAAGAGCCCCAGACACCCUGUGGACCACCUCAAACUACCCAGCGCGGUGCAGAACCUAGAGUACACUCUGGAUGACCAGUGCCUGGCUGCUGGUUGCUCUAACGGUCAGAUUAUCCUCUUGGAUGCGCACUACAAACCCUGCGCUAGCUUCGUGGUACCCAACAGCCCCACUUUAUGCACCAUAGCUUGCAGCAAGACCAGCUCUAACCUCCUAGCCGGUGCAAGCAAGGAGGGAGUGCUGUGUUUAUGGGACACCGAAACCACUGACAGUUUGCUCUGCAGCAAGAGGCACUCCGGGCGAAUCACAGACCUGGAUUUCGGCGAUACGACGUUGUCCUCCGUGGGGGCUGACGGUAAAUUCCUCAGCUACGAUUUGAGGAGCUACAAGUGCGUUUGUAACUACGAGCUGGACUGCUCAUUGUCCAGUCUCGCUUACCUGCGCGGUACUCACGAGUUGGCUGUCAGCACUGCGUCGGGACAGUUGAGGAGCUACGAUUCCAGGAACAUGAAGUCGCCGCUAAGGACCUUCGUGGCCAGCGCUAACGGUGGGAUCAAGAAGAUAGCUUUCCCGAACGCCGGAGACUAUCUGUCGAGUUCUGUGCCCGUGCUGAAGUUCAGUAGGAACUACGAGGACGAGUUUUCUGCGUCCGGGGACUUCAGCAUCAAGUCUGACUCGUCGCCGAGGAGGUCGAAUCAGACGGAGCAGAGGAAUUUCGUUGUUGCGAGCGAGGAGAGCUGCGAAGCUGAAACGGAGGUGGUGGAGGAAGGGACUAGCGUGAAGGUUUCCGAGAUGGAGGAGUUUAGCAGAGUGUUGGAGGAGAGGAUCAAGACGGUCACUAAGGAGUUCGAGGAUAAGCUGUUGCAGACUUUUUACGCGCUGAGGAUCAAUACCAGCAAGCAGUUUAUCGGUUUGGAAGAGAAGAUCUCGCACAGCUGGAAUAACUUCGUGGAUUAUCUGAGAUUGUCUGGUGCUGGGACGGUUUGUAAUAGUGGGGGGAAGACGAGCAGGGAGGAAUUUGAAGAAAUAGAGCAAGGUAGCUCCUAUCAGAGAACGCUCGAGGAAUGA